AUGGGGGUCACCGUGGAGGUGCACCAGGUGUACAAGUACCCCUUCGAGCAGGUGGUCGCCAGCUUCCUCCGAAAGUAUCCCAACCCCAUGGACAAAAAUGUCAUAUCGGUAAACACCGUGGAGGAAAAAAGAGAUGUGUCAACAGGGAUCAUCUAUAGAAAGAGGAUUGCAAUCUGUCGGAAUGUGAUUCCAGAAAUUUUAAGGAAGGUGAGCAUUUUAAAGAUACCUGAUAUCCAGUUAGAAGAGGAAUCCUGGCUCAAUCCCCAGAAAAGAAGCAUGGCUAUCCAGAGUCACUGUCUUACGUGGACACAAUAUGCAUCCAUGAAGGAAGAGUCUGUCUUCCAGGAAAGCCUGGAAAACCCAAAUUGGACAGAGUUCAUUCAAAGAGGCAGGAUUUCAAUCACAGGAGCUGGCUUUCUCAACUGCAUUUUGGAAACUUUUGCCAGCACAUUCUUAAGACAAGGAGCCCAAAAGGGAAUUAGAAUAAUGGAGACGCUCCUGAAGGAGCAGUGUGGUGCCCCCUCAGCCGAGUAA
Messenger RNA from Pipistrellus nathusii (Nathusius's pipistrelle), 534 nucleotides. The record is from the annotation of a GenBank genome assembly. Lineage: Eukaryota; Metazoa; Chordata; Mammalia; Chiroptera; Vespertilionidae.